Messenger RNA from Cyclopterus lumpus (lumpfish), 1978 nucleotides. RefSeq names its product amyloid beta (A4) precursor protein-binding, family A, member 2b (gene apba2b). The record is from RefSeq and is a predicted model, not a curated record. Gene Ontology annotation, biological process: chemical synaptic transmission. Gene Ontology annotation, molecular function: protein binding; amyloid-beta binding. Lineage: Eukaryota; Metazoa; Chordata; Actinopteri; Perciformes; Cyclopteridae. Gene Ontology annotation, cellular component: plasma membrane; dendritic spine; cytoplasm. The transcript has 12 exons. Bases 20 to 1978 code for a protein of 652 amino acids.
GAGAGAGGAGGGCCAGGUCAUGCAGGAGCAGUGGGUGGGUCAAGAGAGGCAAAGGGUGGAGGAGUGGGGAGAGGGUGAGGUUCGCUGUGAGGUGGUGGAGCAAGAUCCAGAUGAACAGAUAUACAACGGAAGACCAGAACCCAUCCUGGACCAUCACCACCAACCCUCCAUGCAAGACACGCUGCACAACCGGGAGGAAGAGGGGGAGGCAGAGAGAGAGGAGUACUGCCCUAAUGAGGAAGAAGAUGAGGACGGUGACGAGGAGGAGAGACAUGGCAGGGCUUACACAGGAGACUACUUUGCCCCAGAGGACAAUGGGAACUCAGUGCGAGUCUCCCCGUACCGUAGCCGCAAGGUGGUGGAGGGGGAGACCGGGGAGGAGGCGGAGGAGGACAUUGAUCAAAUUGUUGCGGAGAUCAAGAUGAGUAUGAGCAUGGGGAGUCUAAGCAGUGGCACUGACCAAAGCCCAGAGGAGUUGUUGCAGGACCCUGCACCAAGUGACUACCCUCACCCGAAGCCUGACGCAGCCCCCUACCCACAAGCUCACCAUCGUCAUGACAGCAGACCCAAGUCCCUGAACCUGCCCUCCAUGCACCACAAUAACCCCGACCUCCAGAGAGGCAUCAAGGCACAUGCACGCUCGCCUGAAGACAGGCAGAGAUGGACACCAGAGCAGGUGAGCAACGGUGCAGAGCAACCCAGAAAACAGCAGCGCUCCGAUCUCAACAUUCCCCUGGAGAACAACAAUGUACUAGAGCCAACAAAGAAGGUUACAUCGUUCCCCAGCUUUGUCGAUGUACCAGGACCCUGUGAACCAGAAGACCUGAUUGAUGGAAUUAUCUUUGCCGCUAACUACCUGGGCUCCACACAGCUGCUGUCUGAGAGGAACCCCUCCAAGAACAUACGCAUGAUGCAGGCCCAGGAAGCUGUCAGCAGGGUCAAGACGGUACAGAAAGCUGCCAAAAUCAAGAAAAAGGCAGGUGCAGAGGGAGAUGCUCAAACCCUCACUGAGGUGGAUCUGUUCAUCUCCACCCAGAGGAUUAAAGUCCUCAAUGCAGACUCACAGGAAACGAUGAUGGACAACGCGCUCCGUACGAUAUCCUACAUUGCUGACAUCGGGAACAUUGUGGUCCUGAUGGCGAGACGCCGGAUGCCACGCACGGCCUCCCAGGACUGCAUUGAAACUACACCCGGGGCACCCGAGGCAAAGAAGCAGUACAAGAUGAUAUGCCAUGUCUUUGAGUCCGAAGAUGCCCAGCUUAUCGCUCAGUCCAUCGGCCAGGCGUUCAGCGUAGCCUACCAGGAGUUCCUGAGAGCCAAUGGCAUCAACCCCGAGGACCUGAGUCAGAAGGAGUACAGCGAUAUCAUCAACACCCAGGAGAUGUACAAUGACGACCUCAUUCACUUCUCCAACUCUGAAAACUGCAAAGAGCUGCAGCUGGAGAAGAGUAAAGGGGAGAUCCUGGGCGUGGUGAUUGUGGAGUCUGGCUGGGGCUCCAUUCUCCCCACAGUAAUCUUAGCCAACAUGAUGAACGGCGGGCCAGCGGCUCGCUCUGGCAAGCUGAGCAUUGGAGACCAGAUCAUGUCCAUCAACAACACCAGCCUCGUGGGGCUGCCACUCGCCACCUGUCAGGGAAUCAUUAAGGGCUUGAAGAACCAGGUGCAGGUGAAAAUGAACAUCGUCAGUUGCCCUCCUGUUACCACCGUCCUCAUUAAGAGACCAGAUCUAAAGUACCAGCUGGGCUUCAGUGUCCAGAACGGCAUUAUAUGCAGUCUGAUGCGAGGAGGCAUUGCUGAGCGAGGUGGGGUCCGUGUGGGUCACAGGAUCAUAGAGAUCAAUGGUCAGAGUGUGGUGGCCACGGCACAUGAGAAGAUUGUCCAGGCCCUCUCAAACUCUGUUGGCGAGAUUCACAUGAAGACCAUGCCGGCCGCCAUGUUCAGACUUCUAACAGGACAGGAGACACCUAUGUACAUAUAA